Messenger RNA from Nycticebus coucang (slow loris), 2904 nucleotides. It is a transcript of the gene HACD3, whose product is annotated as 3-hydroxyacyl-CoA dehydratase 3. Gene Ontology annotation, biological process: very long-chain fatty acid biosynthetic process; sphingolipid biosynthetic process; fatty acid elongation. The record is from RefSeq and is a predicted model, not a curated record. The transcript has 11 exons. NCBI's taxonomy places the organism in Eukaryota, Metazoa, Chordata, Mammalia, Primates, Lorisidae. Bases 187 to 1275 code for a protein of 362 amino acids. Gene Ontology annotation, cellular component: endoplasmic reticulum membrane. Gene Ontology annotation, molecular function: 3-hydroxyacyl-CoA dehydratase activity.
CCCGCCACCCCCGCUCCUCACUGCGCAGGCGCGGCUCGCGAGCGUGGGUUGUCUCGGAGCUGCCGGGCUGCUGGCGCUCCAGAGUGCGGGGAUUUGCGGCCUGCGUUCGGCCCACUCCAGCCCAUCACUACCUGAGGCAGCCAGGCGCAGCGAGCCGAGCCUCCCGGCGUUCUGGGCACUGUGGCCAUGGAGAAUCAGGUGCUGACGCCGCAUGUCUACUGGGCUCAGCGACACCGCGAGCUGUAUCUGCGCGUGGAGCUGAGUGACGUGCAGAACCCUGCCAUCAGCAUCACUGAAAAUGUUCUGCAUUUCAAAGCUCAGGGACAUGGUGCCAAAGGAGACAAUGUCUAUGAAUUUCACCUGGAGUUCUUUGACCUUGUGAAGCCGGAGCCGGUUUACAGACUGACCCAGAGGCAGGUAAACAUCACAGUACAGAAGAAACUGAGUCAGUGGUGGGAGAGACUCACCAAGCAGGAGAAGCGCCCACUCUUCUUGGCACCUGACUUUGAUCGUUGGCUGGAUGAAUCUGAUGCUGAAAUGGAGCUCAGAGCCAAGGAAGAAGAACGCCUAAAUAAACUCAGACUGGAGAAUCAAGGCUCCCCUGAAACUCUUACAAGCUUAAAGAAAGGAUACCUGUUUAUGUAUAAUCUUGUGCAAUUCUUGGGAUUCUCCUGGGUCUUCGUCAACUUGACAGUGCGGUUCUUUAUUCUAGGAAAAGAGUCCUUUUAUGACACAUUCCACAGCGUGGCCGACAUGAUGUAUUUCUGCCAGAUGCUGGCACUUGUGGAAACUAUCAAUGCAGCAAUUGGAGUCACUACGUCACCAGUGAUACCUUGUCUUAUUCAGCUUCUUGGGAGAAAUUUUAUUUUGUUUAUCAUCUUCGGCACCAUGGAAGAAAUGCAAAACAAAGCUGUGGUUUUCUUUGUGUUUUAUUUGUGGAGUGCAGUUGAGAUUUUCAGGUACCCCUUCUACAUGCUUUGCUGCAUUGACAUGGAUUGGAAAGUGCUCACGUGGCUUCGUUACACCAUGUGGAUUCCCAUAUACCCGCUGGGAUGUUUGGCAGAAGCUGUUGCAGUGAUCCAGUCCAUUCCAAUAUUCAAUGAGACAGGAAGAUUCAGUUUUACGUUGCCAUAUCCAGUGAAAAUCAAAGUUAGAUUUUCCUUUUUUCUUCAGAUUUAUCUUAUAAUGUUAUUUUUAGGGUUAUACAUAAAUUUUCGUCACCUUUAUAAACAGCGCAGACGGCGCUACGGACAAAAAAAGAAAAAGACCCACUAGGAAAGAGAGAUUUAGAUGGCUUCUUGCCAGUUGAGCCUAAUCUGUGAUUCUUACAGUUUUACCUUCUUGUACCAAUGUAAAUGUAUUUUUUUCUUUUUUAAGUUAAACCAUUAAAUUCUCGGUGAGGCUAUCUUCCUUUUCCCCGUAACAUUCCCGAAUUUACUGUAUUAUCUUGGUGUAGUACUUGCAUGACAUGGAUUCCUGAUGUCUGAUGACAGGUUCAUUCUCGUGCAUUCAGUUAACAACAGCAAAAUGCUCAGCCCCCCAGCCUACUUCCUGCCCAGCCUCUUUCGUACAUGCCAGAGUUACUCUUUCAGUGCUCUGUCUUUACAUCGUACUGACCAUUCUUACAGUUGGCAUUUGUUCUUUUUAGCUAUUGCUUGUGAAAAAAGCAAGAUUAUGUUCCUCUGUAGAAGGCUGUUAAAAGUGACUCAGGUAGGACCUAAUAUAUUUCGUACCCAGGGGAUUACUUGUUGAGUAGGGUGGCACUGAUGUUUUGAAAAUGAAGUGGAUACAGUCAUUGAUAAAAUAUUUCUGAGUCAGAGUGGGGCUAAAGAACCUAUUUGGGGUAUCUUUUGGCAUAACAUCUCUUAUUUCAGUGUGGGCUUAGAAGAGACACAGGAUGAUAGGAGCAGACCCAGUCAGAACCUUGGAACACUAUGACCGCUUCAUUCCUAGCUGAAUCAGAACUAGUGUCAACACUAGAGACAGACAAAACAUAGUUUAGAAAGCAGUGAAACUCUAAGAGUUGCAAACCCAAAUGGCAGCAGGGGUCAGAAGGGAACACAAAUACGCAGGUCAAACUAGUAAUACUACAGCUGCUGGCAACGCAGCCUGUGACAGACUGGAAGCAUCAGAGGCGCCAAACCCACCUCCAAAUUCUUGCCUACGCUGUACACAAACCUAGAAAUGUGUCCGGCGUCCUUCUCUGCAUUGGCUGAGUCUGUUUAACUCAGGUUUUUGUCCGAGUGAGUGGUGGGACUGUGUAUUUUUGAAUAAACCUCAAAAACACUUGCUUUUAUUCUGCUGUUGUUAGACUGGCUUUUUUACCUGUCUGUAGUAGGAUGCUGAAAACAGAGUGGGAACUUUGAGUGGAUACUAGGCAAGGAUACAAGGAUUCUAGGCAAGAAACCCAACAAAAGUGGAACUGAAAAAAAAUCUAGACAUCUGGUUAGCCAUUGUAAAAAAAAAAGUUUCCUCUAAAACAUUCCAAGUAAAAUGUGUUAGAAUUAACACUCGUAUAAAAGAAUUUAAGGCAUAAGCUCUUUCUGUUCUGCCAUUUCCCCUGUUCCUGGGGGAAAGGAGACCCAUGAGUUAAUGCCGUUUCACUGAGCCCUAAAUGGAAACUUAGUUUGACCUAAAACAAUGGAUUAGGAUAGGCUGGCUGAUUUUCUAAAAAGUUCAUAACACUGAAGGAUGUUUUGAAUGUGUGUAACAUCUGUUAACACUUGUUUAUUUUGAUUUCUGAUGUUCUUUCAACUAUGUGUAUUGGGCAUAUCAGCUUUGCAGUAGACUAGGCUGCAUUGUCGUGGCAAAAUUCUGUAUUCCUAGUGAUUGUUACAAACCCCUUUAUUGCUGUCUGAGAAAGUGAAAGGUUGUGUAUUUCUAUUAAAACAUUUACAAUCAAAA